AUGUCCACACGCCUGCCCUCGCUGGCCCGCCAUCUGGCCCAGCGCACGACAAGCCUCCGCGCAACAUCUCACCCGACCAUGGCUCUCCCGCUCCAGCGGGCCGCCUACUCCUCCUCCUCCUCGCCGAGCGACAACCCCUUCGCCUCGUACCCGGCGCCGCCGCGCCUGCCGGCCGCGGAGCAGGCCGAGUUCGAGCGGCUGCAGCGCAGCGCCAACACGCAGGAGCCGCUGGACCCGGUGGCGGCGGAGGCCGCGACGGCGUCCCAGGCUGCCAGCAGCAGCAGCCAGAUCAACCCGGAUCCCCAGGGCGUGCAGUCUCCGGUGGCGGCCGAGGCGCUGACGAACCGCGCGACGCUGGGCGAGACCAGCAACCUGCCGCUGCGGCGGGGCGCGCCGCCCGAGUUCGAGGGCGACGUCAACCCCAAGACGGGCGAGGUCGGCGGGCCCAAGAACGAGCCGCUGCGCUGGGGCCACGCGGGCGACUGGAGCUACAACGGGCGGGUGACGGACUUUUGA
Molecule: messenger RNA, 516 nt
Organism: Neoarthrinium moseri
Lineage: Eukaryota; Fungi; Ascomycota; Sordariomycetes; Amphisphaeriales; Apiosporaceae
Exons: 1
Coding region: 1-516 (171 amino acids)
Biological process (GO): mitochondrial respiratory chain complex II assembly
Cellular component (GO): mitochondrion
Source: RefSeq, a predicted model, not a curated record